AAGUACUGUAUGUGUGUGUGUGUGUCCGUGAGCUUGGACGGAAGACAGACGAGUCUCAUUCAUCACUAGGUCCCCGAAGUUACAAGUCACCAAUCCACUCCUAGUUCAUCAGUCACUAAGAUGGUCGGUGUGCUCCCCUUCAUCACGGGCCUCGUCUUGACACUGGGAGUCAUGGCGCCUCUCUCCCAGGGGUUAAGUUUACAGCCGGGAAAGUGUCCGGAAUUUAUCACAAAGCUGGACUUCGAGGUGGCCCCGUACCUGGGUAAAUGGAUCGAGUUCGCUAGGUUCACUAUGCCGUACGAGAGAGGUCAGACGUGUAACUAUGCAGAGUACAGCGACAGAGGCGACGGGACAGUAGGUGUACACAAUGGCGGGCUGGACGCUGGCGGCAACUACACAGAGAUCUUCGGGUACGCUGAAAAGACUCCUGUUAAUGGCGUCCUUGUGCUGCACCUUGAUGGCGUGCCAGUGGCUGGGGACUACAACGUGUUGGCCACAGACUACACCACCUACACCGCCGUCUACUCCUGCAACAACUUCCUCAACUUGGGCCACGUAGAUCAAGCCUGGAUCCUGGCCCGCACCCCAACCCUGACGAAGGAACAGCUCGAGCCGGCCCUCGCUGCCUUCUCCAAGUGGGGUAUUGACACACAGCAAUUCUUCUACACCCCGCAAGAGAACUGUGACUACCCCUAAAACACCCAGACGAUCACCUACACCAACAGGAGAACUCUGACUACCCUACAGCACCUCGGUACCUUACAGAAUAAGUGUAUCUUUACCUUGAACAGCAGGAUGUUAUUUACAGCUCGUAGAAACACUCAGGGUGUCGUCUGCUGCCAGUCAGAAAUGUGUGUUUACCUCUAGGAUGUCAGUCCUUCGUUCACAUCCUGCUGGAGAUUCACCGCUACUCUCGGGAAGGAUUCAACACCUUUAAUGCCCUACUGUGGUAGAGCUUAUCACUUACUCUGGGUCUGGCACUAAGAAAAACAUUAACCUCUGAGUUUUCACUGCUGACACUAUGUAACGCUAUCCGCUGUGACAGACUCUUUUGUUUUAUUUAUCAAAACAAAGCUAUUUAUAAUAUCCUUUACUAUUAAAUAAAUCAAUAUGUAAUUAUUGCAUUGUUAUCUUAAUACACAAAAUAAUUAUCAAUUAUUUGUAUGUUAAGUACAGUCACCCAAAAGAGUCCCGUCGCGAACCAUGAACCCCGAGAUUCAGACUCUUGAAUCCGAAGCAUUUAUGGACGGAAUAAUGUAUCAGUGUCUACUGCUUCGGGUUCACGAGUCUGAGUCAUGGUUCGCGACGGGACUCUUUUGGGAGACUGUACCUCGGCCCGUGCCUCGUCUGGCCGGUCUUAAUUUUUAUAUAAUAAUUCCUUUGUUGCCUUUACGGUGAAUCUGCCGCGGCGCCCUUUAGUGUAAUUGAUUAAAAUGAAUUCUGCUGUUGUGUAUAAUAAAUGGUUUUACCCAGACAA
Messenger RNA from Homarus americanus (American lobster), 1477 nucleotides. RefSeq names its product apolipoprotein D-like. Gene Ontology annotation, molecular function: pigment binding. NCBI's taxonomy places the organism in Eukaryota, Metazoa, Arthropoda, Malacostraca, Decapoda, Nephropidae. Bases 121 to 696 code for a protein of 191 amino acids. The transcript has 4 exons. The record is from RefSeq and is a predicted model, not a curated record.